AUGCCGGAGGACAUCGAACGGCUGUGGACACCACCUUCGAAGGGAGCAGUUGAAGAUGACAAGUUCAUCCUUCACUGCGUGUCUGAGCAGAACUGGUCGGGAUUGGCCAUCAAAGACUUUGGUGCCAAGCAAGGUUUAGGAGUCGUAGCAACACGCACUUUUUCCAAAGACGACAUCGUCUGCGACUACCACGGCAGGGUCAUCCCAGCUGCAGAAGGGAGGGUGAUGUUGCAGGGCCUGCGUGACGAGGCCGGGUACCUGUUCUUCUUCAAAGCUGGAGAGAGAGACCUGUGCAUCGACGCCCAGACCUUUCCUUGCGAGUGCCACCCUGGUACAGACACCGUUGGCAGGAGGAUCAACCACUCCACAAAAGCCCCCAACCUGAAGCCCUUUCACUGCAGGUUGCAUGUGAAUGGGCAGGACAAGGACAUCAUCCUCUUCAGGGCACUGCAGGACAUCAGUGUGGGUGUCGAACUACGGUUUGACUAUGGAGUAAAGAGGAAGUCCUUCCGUGGAGAGGGCCUGGACCUUGACUGGCUGGAUGAUUGA
Xyrauchen texanus (razorback sucker) is the source of this 549-nucleotide messenger RNA. Its product is annotated as N-lysine methyltransferase KMT5A-A-like. The record is from RefSeq and is a predicted model, not a curated record. NCBI's taxonomy places the organism in Eukaryota, Metazoa, Chordata, Actinopteri, Cypriniformes, Catostomidae. Gene Ontology annotation, molecular function: protein binding. The coding region runs from base 1 to 549 and encodes 182 amino acids. The transcript is spliced from 2 exons.